This is a messenger RNA of Perca fluviatilis (European perch), 779 nucleotides long. Its product is annotated as CD209 antigen-like protein C. The record is from RefSeq and is a predicted model, not a curated record. Gene Ontology annotation, molecular function: signaling receptor activity. NCBI's taxonomy places the organism in Eukaryota, Metazoa, Chordata, Actinopteri, Perciformes, Percidae. Bases 41 to 628 code for a protein of 195 amino acids. The transcript has 6 exons.
GUCAAACAUGUUGAGGUUUGUCUUCAAACAGUAAGCUGAGAUGGACUAUGAAAACCUGCUUUAUGCUAGGAAGAAAAAACUGUACAGACUGGUUGCUGUGAGCUUCGGAAUCCUGUGUAUCCUGCAAGCUGCUGUGAAUAUUUCACUGCGUCUUGCUCUCUAUUCAGAUUUCGAAGCCAUUAUUAAAAAUCUGACUGAAGAGGGAGAAAAUUGGAAGAGGAAGCUGAGUACCUUCAAUCAUUACUCCCAACAUGGAUGGGUUUAUUUCAACCACAGUUUCUAUUACAUUUCUUCUAUUGGCAAGUCCUGGCAAGAAGGUAGAGAUGACUGUCAGCAAAGAGGCACAGACCUGAUAAUUAUUAACAACAAAGAAGAACAGGACUUUGCAAGACAAUUCAAACGGCGCACAUGGAUUGGGCUGACUGACAGAGAGACAGAAGGGAUAUGGACAUGGGUGGAUGGGACUGCACUAAACACAAGCUUCUGGCACACUGGAGAGCCCAACAGCUAUCAAAGCCAAGAGGAAGACUGUGGAGAAAUAAGGAUGUACGAUGUAGAAAACAGCUGGAAUGAUAUGCCAUGUAAAAUGAAAAACUAUUGGAUCUGUGAAAAGGUGGUGGCUCUGUAACUCAGCAUCCAAACCCACCAGACUGGUAAUAGAUAAGUUGCAGGGUUAGUGGCUCAUCACCUUGAAUACAGAAACACAUACAAGCCUUUCUAGUUUUUCUUUUUUUUACAUUCUGUCUAUACAUUCAAUCUGUUUAAUCGUUAGAUUUUGU